CUGCGGGUGAUCUUACCCUGUGCAGUGUUGAGUUUUGUGUUCGGACCUACUGCGGAGCGGAGACGAGACGGGGUGUUGUAAAGUGUGUGUUAUUCGGAAUGAGGGGGGUCUGUGUGCAGCAACAGGCCGGGCCAUCUGCUGAGUGACGUGGGCGGUCUGAGGGUCUCCCCGGCCCCACGCUAAAGCUGCUUCUCAGAAAUGGACGACACCGUGGAGAGUUUGGACACUCGGGAGCUGGACAUCGGAGACUAUGCGGAGGAAGUGGACUGUGAAUCCGGAGAAACAAACCAUGCAGGCGAGUUACGCAUCCCGUUCUCGGCGGUGUACAGCAUGGUGGGCUUUAAAGAGACGGACCCUCAAGUGUUCCUCAGAUCCACUCCCAUCACCGCCAAAAUACUGGAGGUGGAGCGCUUCAUCAGAGCGAAGGACCGCUUCAACACCUCCAACCAGAGGAGCGUGUCCAGGGCCAUGCCGGUGGUGUUCAGGAUCGAGAUGAGGCACGGGAACUUCACCUGGGUGGUGAAGAGGAAGGAGAAGCACUUUGUGGAGUUGCACAGGGAGCUGCUGCGCUACAAAACCUUCAUGAGGAUCCCGCUGCCCACACGCAGUCACACAGUUCGGAGGAAGAGUAUGAAUCAGAGUGAGGCGAGGCAGAUGCCCAGUUUGCCACGCGGGGCCAGAGACGAGUUAGCCCGAGAGGAGCAGGUGUCCAGCAGAAGGAAACAGCUGGAGGACUAUCUGAACAAGCUGCUGAGGAUGGGGAUGUACCGAAAGUACCAUGCGACCAUGGAGUUUAUUGACGUGAGCCAGAUGUCUUUCAUCCAUGAUUUGGGUCCAAAAGGCUUGGAGGGUAUGAUAUAUAAAAGGUCAGGAGGUCACCGGAUCCCUGGCAUGAACUGCUGUGGACACAGCCAGAUCUGCUACCGCUGGUCUAAGAGGUGGUUGGUAGUGAAAGAUUCUUUCCUGAUGUACCUGAAACCGGACACAGGAGCCGUUUCGUUCGUGCUUCUGGUGGACAAAGAGUUCACCAUAAAAAUGGACUCCAAGCACACAGAGACGAAGCACGGAGUGAGGAUAGACAGUCUGUCCAGGACACUGGUCCUGAAGUGUAACAGUUACAGACACGCCCGCUGGUGGGGGCAGGCCAUCGAGGAGUUCGUCCGGAAACACGGGAAGGCUUUCCUGAGAACCCACCGCUUUGACUCCUUCGCCAAAGAACAGGAAAAUAUACCUGCCAAAUGGUAUGUGAAUGGUAAAACCUACAUGGAGGACGUAGCGAACGCUCUGGAGGCGGCUAAAGAGGAAAUCUUCAUCACAGACUGGUGGUUGAGUCCGGAGAUCUUCCUGAAGAGGCCGGUGGUCGAGGGAAACCGCUGGAGACUCGACUGCAUCCUCAAGCGCAAAGCACAACAAGGUGUGCGCAUCUUUGUAAUGCUGUAUAAAGAGGUGGAGCUGGCUCUGGGCAUCAACAGCGAAUACAGCAAGAGGACGCUGAUGCACCUUCACCCCAACAUCAAGGUGAUGAGGCACCCUGACCAUGUCUCCUCUUCAGUCUACCUUUGGGCUCACCAUGAGAAGAUUGUGGUGAUUGACCAGUCGGUGGCGUUUGUUGGUGGGAUUGACCUGGCGUACGGUCGCUGGGACGACCGCGAGCACCGGCUGACGGACGUGGGGAGCGUGACGCGCUCCGCUCAGAGCAUGGACCAGAUGGAUGGUUCUGUGAUUUCCAUGGUUAAAGGAAUUUCCUCCCUUAACGGCUCCUGCUCCGCGGAGCUGGUCGAUCUGCCCAAACUGAAGGGAGUCGGCCGGACGCGGAAGUCCCGGUUCAGCCUUUACCGUCACCUGCACCGACACGGCCUGCACCACGCCGACAGCGUCAGCAGCCUCGAGAGCUCGGACAGGGGCGGAUCAGUGCACAGCCUGCAGACGGGUGUCGGGGAGCUGAUGGGGAACACGCGCUUCUGGCACGGGAAAGAUUACUGCAACUUCGUCUACAAGGACUGGGUCCAGCUGGAGAAACCGUUCGACGAUUUCAUUGACAGGUACACAACUCCCAGAAUGCCCUGGCACGACAUCGCCUCAGUGGUUCAUGGGAAGGCUGCCAGAGACGUGGCCAGACACUUCAUCCAGCGCUGGAACUUCACCAAGAUCAUGAAGCCGAAGUACAGAUCUCUGUCGUAUCCUUACUUACUGCCCAAAUCUCACAGCACAGCCAGCGAACUCACUUACCAAGUGCCAGACUGCGUGCAGACCAGAGUCCAGGUAUUACGGUCUGCAGCAGAUUGGUCAGCAGGUAUAAAGUACCAUGAAGAGUCCAUCCACAACGCCUACAUCCAGGUCAUCGCCAAGAGCAAGCAUUUCAUCUACAUCGAGAACCAGUUUUUCAUCAGCUGCGCUGACAACAAGCAGGUUUUCAACAAAGUCGGAGACGCCAUUAUUGAGAGAAUCAUCAGAGCUCACAAAGAGAAUAAGAAGUUCCGUGUGUACGUGGUGACCCCCCUGCUGCCCGGGUUUGAGGGGGAUAUCUCCACCGGGGGGGGCAGCGCUCUGCAGGCCGUCAUGCACUUCAACUACAGGACCAUGAACAGAGGAGACAAGUCCAUCAUCUCCCAGUUAAAGAAAGAGAUGGGCGAUCAGUGGAUGAACUACAUCUCCUUCUGUGGGUUGCGGACUCACGCUGAGUUAGAGGGCCGUUUGGUUACGGAGCUGAUUUACGUCCACAGCAAGCUUCUCAUCGCCGAUGACAACACGGUCAUCAUCGGUUCAGCCAACAUCAAUGACCGCAGCAUGCUGGGAAAGAGGGACAGCGAAGUGGCCGUGAUCGUGGAGGACAUGCAGAUGGUUCCCUCAGUGAUGGACGGCCAGAAAUACCAGGCGGGAAAAUUUGCCCUGCAGUUCCGUCUGGAGUGCUUUAAAACCAUCCUCGGUGCCUUUACGGACCCCAGCAUAGAUGUGAGCGACCCCAUAAGUGACCGUUUCUAUAAGGAGGUUUGGAUGACCACUGCAGGACGCAAUGCCACCAUCUACGAGAAGGUGUUCCGCUGCCUGCCCUCCAGCCUGGUGAGGAACCUGCAGGAGCUGCUGAGCUUCCAGACUAAAGCCGGUCUGGAUAAGGAGGAUCCUGUGAAAGCUCAGGAAAGCCUGAAGAAGAUCAGAGGCUUCCUGGUUCAGUUCCCACUGGACUUCCUGAGCGAGCAGAACCUGCUGCCCUCCGUCGGCACCAAGGAGGCCAUGGUCCCCACCGAAAUCUGGACCUGAUUGAAACCUGUGUUGAAACCGUGGACGUAAACACUGAGUCCGUAUGAGGCGAACUGGCGCCCCCUGCUGGACGAGCUGUGGAGAAACUGCAUCUGAUGAACUGAAAUGAAGCGAAUCGUAUGAAGGCGGGCAGCUCACUGUGAAGUGCCUUAGGAGGGAUUUAACCACCUCCCUAUCAUUUCAUACCUGUGAUUAAAUUAUAUUUAUGUUGUCAGUAGCAGCACAUGCAGAAUUUUACAUCUUUACAUUUUUAAAAUAAACUGUAACAGUAAUACAGCAA
This is a messenger RNA of Colossoma macropomum (tambaqui), 3538 nucleotides long. Its product is annotated as phospholipase D1-like. Gene Ontology annotation, molecular function: phosphatidylinositol binding; D-type glycerophospholipase activity. Gene Ontology annotation, biological process: cell motility; phosphatidic acid biosynthetic process; regulation of microvillus assembly. The record is from RefSeq and is a predicted model, not a curated record. The transcript has 26 exons. Lineage: Eukaryota; Metazoa; Chordata; Actinopteri; Characiformes; Serrasalmidae. The coding region runs from base 199 to 3258 and encodes 1019 amino acids.